This is a messenger RNA of Cuculus canorus (common cuckoo), 3056 nucleotides long. RefSeq names its product T-cell antigen CD7-like. Gene Ontology annotation, molecular function: signaling receptor activity. Bases 168 to 1157 code for a protein of 329 amino acids. The record is from RefSeq and is a predicted model, not a curated record. Gene Ontology annotation, cellular component: membrane. The transcript is spliced from 5 exons. Lineage: Eukaryota; Metazoa; Chordata; Aves; Cuculiformes; Cuculidae. Gene Ontology annotation, biological process: adaptive immune response.
UUCCCCUUCUUGGUCACAUUUGUUGUGAUACUAAGGUGAAGGAAGCAGGUUGCCAACUUCUUUUGGUAGACAGCUGAUGUUGCUGGACAGGCCAACUUGUAGCAUACGACCCAUUCUUCAGGUCUUCAAAUUGUCGGUCAGAUAACAGUGAACAACUAAAAAGCUCUAUGAGAAUGCUGUGGAUAUCAUGUUUCCCAACUGCAUCUCUCUUUCUUCUGCUCCUCCCAUGCUUCCUCGGCCAGAAUGGUGGAGAAAAUGAACAGUCAACAGACAUUAUCAGUGUUUGGGAAGGAGGCUCCAUCAGAAUAACUUGCUCAAUGAAAGAUUCAGAAUAUGAAUUGGGAACGUACUUGAUAACUAACAUACCACAGCCGGUCAAUGUGAUAUAUGUUUCCAAGCAGAAUACUUCAUAUAUCCUUCCUGCUUUGGCUAAUCGCAUCAAGUAUUCAAAGGAAGGAAGAAAUCUCAGGGUAACUCUGCACGAUGCACAGGAAUCUGAUUCCAAUAUCUACCUAUGUGUUAAGUAUGUUAAAAUCAAAAACCGUCCCAAAAAGCUGAAUGGGAAGUCAACCAUAGUAGUGGUGAAAGGAGAAAACAGUGGAUUUGUUGAACAGUCACCACUCUAUGUCAACCCUCAGCAGGGCCAGUCUGUCAGUAUCACCUGUGCGUUGAAAAGCUCACACGAAUAUGAAGCGAUCUUAUUGCUAAAGACUCACACGCAACCUGAGAAAGUGCUGCAUGUUUCAAGUCAGAAUGUUGCAACUAUUUUCCCUGCUUUUGCUAAACGCUUGGAGUAUUCAAAGCAAGAAAAGAAAAUAGUGAUAACUCUACAUGACCUACAGAAAACCGACACUGAUAUAUACGUAUGUGUUGGGGUGCUGAGAAAUUCAUCUUUCCUCUCAGUGAACAGAAAUGGCACCAUGAUGCUAAUUAAAGAAGAGGAGCAGAGAGACUGCAGUAAUAGUUCCUGGGUAUUCUACAGUCUUAUCAUCACGGUAACACUACUGUUCUCUGCGUUGAUAUACUGCACUUUUAGCCGUGUCUAUAUAAAGAAGUAUUUCCAGAAAAGAAAACCAAACGCAGUAUACGAAGAUAUGUCUUACAGUUCUAGACGUAACACUUUGGUCAGAACUAACACUUACUCCAUUGACAAUUAAGUUUCUGGGGCCAUAUGUGGAUCAACCAUUCCUUUACUUCUCUCUCUCAGAGCUGCCUUACCAAGCUGAUGCAGUAGCUGAACUGAAGAUGCUAUCAUCUACCUUCUUCAGUGAAAAUUAAAACUUGCCUCAUUCCCAAAGCUGCUUCUGCUUUUAUGAUCACUUGUGAAAUGUCUUUUUUUUCAUAUGUAGAGAAUGUAGAGAAAUGCAAGUAUCCUGCCUGCGUGUUUGCAGAGUAGUAUGGAAAAUAUUAUUUUUGAACUAUACAUUUGGCUAAAUGCAAUGUAUGGACAUGUUUAUUUGAUUGAUAAAUAACUCUUACAAGAAGGGGAGAUAGAUUGAAAGGUCUAAUUCUGAGCUUUGGUGAGUGCUCAGGAAGGCCAUAACAGGCCUGUUUAAUAAUAUGCAGUGGAUCCACAUAUGCAUGGAUUACAGUUCUCUUACGAAACCUUGUGGAUCUGCCCAAGAGCUCAAGCAGCUAAAAUUACUCAAGAGUAACAACAAAGAAAAGUUCUCUGAAGAGAACUGAGAAAACUUCUGGCAGAGUAUAUUUCAAGUGAAGUGCUAGAUAUCAUCGAAUCAUGGAAUAGUUAGGGUUGGAAGGGACCUUAAAGAUCACCCAGUUCCACCCCCUGCCAUGGGCAGGGACACCUCCCACUGGAUCAGGCUGCCCAAGGCCCAUCCAACCUGGCCAUGAACACCUCCAGGGAUGGGGCAGCCACCGCUUCCCUGGGCAACCUGGGCCAAGGCCUCCCCACUCUCAUGGUGAAGAAAUUCCUCCUUAUGUCCAGUCUAAAUCUGCCCCUCUCCGAUUUAUACCCAUUCCCCCUAGUCCUAUCCCCACAAGCCUUUGUAAGCAGCCCCUCUCCAGCUUUCCUGUAGCCCCUUCAGGUACUGGAAGGUCGCUAUAAGUUCUCCUCGGAUCCUCCUCUCUCCAGGCCAAACAAGCCCAACCCUCUCAGCCUGUCCUUGUAGGGAAGGUGCUCCAGCCCUCAGAUCAUCCUUGUAGCCUCCUCUGGACCCGUUCCAACAGCUCCAUCUCCUCCUCAUGUUGAGGAUUCCAGAAAUAUUUGUGGACUUACCUGUUCAAAGAUUGUAACAGUCCCCUCAAAGUGCAAUCAACUCCAUAUUUUAAAUUCCUGCCAUUGACAGAGGCAUUGGCAUGAUUAGUGUGGAUCUUGAUAUGGCUGACAUGCAAAAUGACUAGACUUGGGGUAUGGUGGCUUUGGGGGACUGCUGAAAUAUUCUGAUCCAAAAUUACUCUUAAUAAGGGAAUUUAUCAAAAGCACACAUUAGUCAAGUGGAAAUUAAAUUCGGGUUGGUAAUUGCUUAGAACAGGUUGCUAAAAUGAGCUUAGCUCUUCUCUAGCCAAGGAAGGGCUACAGCUUCCUCCAGGACUGUUUUGGUUUUGCAGAGCCAGGUCCACAGUGGAAAGUCAACAAUCUUGCGUGACCAGGAGAAUAUCAAAUUGCUCUCUUACGUGACAAGAUUCACACAGUUGGCUUGUGGUUUCUGGGGACAGGCUAGUCUAGAAUUUUUCUUUAUUGAUGCAUUUGUUCAGUUUUUAAGGGAUUAGAGCCAGUUUGACAUUGAGGAGAGUGCAUAGCUGGAGUGGAGCCAAGCAGAGGGGAAGCUCCCUCUCUAGGGGUGAGCUCUGCUGAGAUCUUGCCACUCAGGAGAGACCAUUUCCCUUCUAAUUUUACUUGUGAAAUGCUGUGCACCAGGCUGGGGGAGAAAUCUGCUCCCUUGGGUGGCUGCUGGAGGGAUAGGUUUACCUUGGAGGGAGGCGUGUGUUGAUUGCAGACCCUGCAAUUCUCACUUAACUGUGCCUGAAUAAAAUUACCUUCAUGACUGGGGCUUUGUACAGCUGCUCCAUAUUUUUAGACAUGUAUUAAAGAC